CAGAUGCUUAUUUAGAAACACAGGGAAAACGGGAACAAGUGUGCAAUGCGAGUUGUUUCCCCUCUCUACACUGUUGUCCGGAGUUGCGUGCUAAACGGAGUGACGAAGUCACAACUAGAGCGUGUACGGUGUGUGUCAACCAAAAUGCCGAUCCUCUCGCCCCCACCUCAGAGUUUGUUGAAGCCCAUGGAUUUUCCUCAUAAGCUUUUGAUGGGACCAGGGCCUUCCAACUGUCCUCCACGUGUACUAAACGCCCAGUCAUUUCCAUUAUUAGGACACCUGCACCCCGAAUUUACUCAGAUAAUGGAUGAAGUGAAAGCUGGUAUUCAGUAUGCAUUCCAAACCAAAAAUACAUGGACUGUUUGUGUUUCUGGAACAGGUCAUGCUGCUAUGGAGGCGGCCUGUACGAACCUCCUUGAGCCCGGGGAAACCGUCCUAAUUUGUGAGAAUGGACUCUGGGGUCAAAGGUUUGCAGACAUGUGUACAAGAAACGGAGCUGUUGUUCAGAAAAUAAUCAAGCCGAUGGGACAAGUAUUCACACUCCAGGAUGUAGAGGCAGGUCUGCAGCAGCACAAGCCAGUAUUAGUGUUUGUGACACAUGGUGAAUCUUCUGGGGCUACUCUCCAGCCCUUGGAGGGACUGGGGCAGCUCUGUCAUAAAUAUAACAGUCUCUUAUUGGUGGACUCUGUGGCAGCCUGUGGAGGGGUACCGCUCUUUGUUGAUGAGUGGGAGAUUGAUGCUAUCUACACAGGUGCACAGAAAGUAAUAAGUGCACCGCCUGGAGUCAGUCCUGUGUCGUUCUCUGAUAGGGCCAAGAGUAAAGUAUUAAACAGGAAGACACCGGUGAGGUCGUACUACUUUGACAUGUCCCACCUGGCUAACUACUGGGGGUGUGAUGAGGGACCACGGAGGUACCAUCACACUGGACCCAUCUCUAGUGUUUAUGCCAUCCGAGAGGGACUUGCAAGACUAGCAGAGGAGGGGUUGGAGAAGAGCUGGGAAACACACAAAAGAUGUGCUGAGAUGUUGUGGGAGGGUGUGGAGAAACUUGGUUUGGAGUUACUGGUCCAAGACAAAGCCAACAGACUUCCCUGCGUGACAGGCAUUAAAGUUCCAGAAGGAGUCAACUGGAAGGAUGUGUCAGACUUCGCUAUGAAGACGUACAAAGUUGAGAUAUCAGGAGGUCUUGGAGCUCAGGCAGGGAAGAUUUGGCGAGUUGGAAUCAUGGGAUACAAUGCUACACCAGAGAACGUACAGAAGGUUCUCCAAGCUCUGGACGAGGGAUUAAAGAGUGUUAGAGGUUGACUGCCAGAUCUGUAGAUCAGAACUUUUGACCAAUAUUUUCUGUAUCACUUUUGUGAACUCUGUAGUUCUAUGAUUGCUAAUCAUUCCAAAGAUACAUGUUUUAUAGAUUUGUUAUUGAACUUGUUGAUGAUUCUUAAAUCAUGGUAUUACCUAUAUAUAAAUAUAUAUAAAUUAAAUAAAUAGAUUAUAGCACACAA
Molecule: messenger RNA, 1502 nt
Organism: Saccostrea echinata
Lineage: Eukaryota; Metazoa; Mollusca; Bivalvia; Ostreida; Ostreidae
Product: alanine--glyoxylate aminotransferase-like
Exons: 13
Coding region: 46-1305 (419 amino acids)
Cellular component (GO): peroxisome
Molecular function (GO): L-alanine:glyoxylate transaminase activity; L-serine:pyruvate transaminase activity
Source: RefSeq, a predicted model, not a curated record